Molecule: messenger RNA, 1377 nt
Organism: Yarrowia lipolytica CLIB122
Lineage: Eukaryota; Fungi; Ascomycota; Dipodascomycetes; Dipodascales
Biological process (GO): proteolysis
Cellular component (GO): fungal-type vacuole
Molecular function (GO): serine-type carboxypeptidase activity
Source: RefSeq, a predicted model, not a curated record
AUGAGACUCUCAAUAAUCACUACCGCCCUCGUGGCAGCCUCUGCUUAUGCCUACGACGUUGUCCAGAACGUGGCCAACCCAGGAUACUCUCUGCGAGUGUCGACUGAGGAUCCUUCUUCUCUCGGAGUCGACACUGUCAAGCAGUUUUCGGGCUACCUGGACGUUGGGAAGGACAAGAAGCACUUCUUCUACUGGUUCUUCGAGUCCCGAAACGACCCUGCUAAAGACCCCAUUGUGCUCUGGCUGUCUGGAGGCCCCGGGUGCUCUUCCAUGAGCGGUCUCUUCUUCGAGAACGGUCCUUCCUCCAUCGGAGCAGACAUCAAGCCCAUCAAGAAUGACUUCUCCUGGAACUCUAACGCCUCCGUCAUCUUCCUGGACCAGCCUGUCGGCUCCGGUUUCUCUUACUCUGACGAACCUGUCGAUACCACCGCCGCCGCCGCCAUUGACGUCUACGCCUUCCUCAAUCUCUUCUUCACAUCUUUCCCCCAGUACAACAAGGGCCAGUCUUUCCACAUCACUUCCGAGUCCUACGGUGGCCAUUACGCCCACGUGUUCGCUGAGGAGAUUCUCAAGCACAGCAAGCCCGAGCGAGUCUUUGAUCUCGCCUCCAUUGCGGUUGGAAAUGGCAUCUGGGACUCUCUGCACCAGGCUGCCGGUUACGAGCCCAUGGGAUGCGGAAAGGGUGGUGUGCCCGCAAUCUUCGACGACAACACUUGUAAGGGAAUGCAGGAUGUCCUUCCCCAGGUUGUAUCAGAGAUCCAGCAGUGCUACAACGACCCCCAGAACUCCAAUGUUUGCCAGCAGGCUGUAGGUGACUAUAACGAUGCUUUCUUGGGCCCUAUCUCUCAGACAGGUCUUAACGUCUAUGACAUUACCAAGAAGUGCGACACUAGUGUCCCCAGUGGUCUCUGCUACGCUGGUAUGGAGUACUCUGUCCAGUACCUCAACAAGCCCGAGGUCCAGAAGGCUCUUGGUGUCCACCCCGGCAUCACCUUCUCUUCUUGCUCUGGCCAGGUCAACGGCGCCUUCUAUGACCAGUCCGAUGAGGUUUUGCCAUACAUCAAGGCUUUCCCCGCUCUUCUGGAGAAGAUCCCCGUGCUCAUCUACGCUGGUGACCGAGAUUACAUUUGCAACUGGGUUGGAAACCAGUACUGGACAGGCAACCUCACUUGGUCCGGACAGGAUGAGUUCAACAAACAGCAGCUGUCUUCCUGGAAGGUCGAGGGCGAGGCUUCUGGUGAAAUCAAGAACCACGGACACUUUACCUUCCUCCGAGUGUUUGGCGCUGGCCACAUGGUUCCCCACGAUAAGCCCAAGCAGGCCUUGGCUAUUCUGAACCGAUGGAUCGGUGGUGAUGUCACUCUUGCCGACAAAUAG